UUCUUCUGUUUUUGUUUCUGUAGUUUUGUUUAUAAGUGAUUAUAUCCUCUAAUAGCCUUAGAUUAAUCUGAUUAUUAGUUUAGCAGAUUGUGUCUUAAAUAGAAAGCAAGGAGUAGAAUAGAAAAUCUCAUUUAUUACUUACCAUUACAACUGUUCAAAUUAAAAGUUCGAUAUGCGAAUUGCUAGUGUGCUUGUUACCGGCGCCAACCGCGGUUUAGGUCUCGAGUUUGUUAAACAAUUAAUAAACCUUCCUUCCCCUCCAAAUUACGUUUUUGCUACUUGCCGUGAUCCUAGUAAAGCCGAUGACCUGCAGCAAAUAGCUAAGUCUAAUACAACAGUGAAAGUGCUCCAGAUGGAUAUCAAGGAUGAUAAAAGUUUUCCUGAAAUUAGAAAACAGUUGGAACAAGAAAUAGGUGCUGUUGGCUUAAAUUUGCUUAUAAAUAAUGCUGGUAUAGCAAUUCGUGCAAACUUAGAUAAUGUAACAAAAGAAGCUAUGAUGGAAAAUUUUGAAGUGAAUACUGUUAGCCCGCUUCUUUUAAGCAAAGAACUGUUGCCCCUCUUGAAAACUGCUGCUUCAAAAGCUGAUGAUAACAGUUUGUCAUGUUCUCGUGCUGCUAUUGUCAACAUAACAUCAAAAAUGGGUUCAAUUGAUGAUAACACAAGUGGUGGUAGCUACUCCUAUCGAACAAGCAAGGCUGCUCUAAAUAUGGUUACAAAAUCUUUGUCUGUUGAUCUGAAGCCUCAUGGAAUUUUAUGCUUUCUUCUGCAUCCUGGUUGGGUGCAAACUGAUAUGGGAGGUAAAAAUGGUUUGAUUACCCCACCUACAAGUGUCAGUGGGAUGCUGAAUACUAUUCUGCAGGCAAAUGAGAAGCACUGUGGCCUUAUGUUUAAUUAUGAUGGAAAAGUUAUUCCAUGGUGAUUUAUUUUUAUAAAGCUGUGAAAAAUCAUAUCUUUUUUAAGAAAUUAUUCUUCUAUAUAUUCUGCUUUUUUUUAAAUUUCCUAUUGUAAUAUUAUAAUUGUCUGAUUUUACCACAAUGAAUGAUUAUUUUACUUUAGAUAAUAGGUGUUAGAAUUUUAUAUUUUUGUUAUAUUUUUUAUUAAAGCUUGUUCAGAGUUUCCUGAACCAAAUGGAAUUUACAAUUCUUAUUUUGUUAUUAUUAUUAUUAAAAUUGUUGACUUUAAAUUAAAAAAGGUGAAAAAUGCA
Messenger RNA from Argiope bruennichi, 1204 nucleotides. RefSeq names its product C-factor-like. The record is from RefSeq and is a predicted model, not a curated record. Bases 173 to 919 code for a protein of 248 amino acids. NCBI's taxonomy places the organism in Eukaryota, Metazoa, Arthropoda, Arachnida, Araneae, Araneidae. The transcript is spliced from 5 exons.